Messenger RNA from Thecamonas trahens ATCC 50062, 2702 nucleotides. RefSeq lists its product as uncharacterized. The record is from RefSeq and is a predicted model, not a curated record. NCBI's taxonomy places the organism in Eukaryota, Apusomonadida, Apusomonadidae. The transcript has 2 exons. The coding region runs from base 20 to 2686 and encodes 888 amino acids.
CUCAUCUCGGCUCGCCAUCAUGAGAGCAGCAACGUUUGUAGGCAUGGCCUGUGUGGCCGUUGCUGUUGUUCUGCUCCAUGUUGCGUAUGUGCAUGCCGAGGACGAGGCAGCCCAAGGUGUUGGCUUGUUCGCUGGUGGUGUUCGCGAGGGGGUGGCAAAGGUCGCCUUGCCACACCCUAGCAAGGAGCCUGCUGCAGCCGGUGACGACGACGACCAUGAAGAGGUUGUCGCCGAGACUGCAGCAGUGCUUGCUUCUACAUUGGCUCGCCUCCGUGACCGCUCUGCCGCCGAGGAGCCGCUCCGUCGCCACAACCUGGUGGUGACCAGAGGCUCGAAGGGCUCGAAGGGCUCGAAGGGCUCGAAGGGCUCGAAGGGCUCGAAGGGCUCGAAGGAUACCAAGAGUACGAAGGAUACCAAGAGUACGAAGGAUACCAAGAGUACGAAGGAUACCAAGGAUACCAAGGGUUCCAAGGGAUCGAAGGAUACGAAGGAUACGAAGGAUACGAAGGAUUCCAAGGACACGAAACAGUCCUCGGGGACCAAGAAGAGCACGGACAAGUCGUCAUGCAAGCAGAGCUCGAGUGGUAAGAACUCAUGCCAUAGCACGCCUGCGCCGACUCCGUCCCCCACUCCGGCUCCUACUCCGGCCCCGACGCCUGCGCCGACUCCGGGCCCCACUCCGGCUCCUACUCCGGCCCCGACGCCUGCGCCGACUCCGGCCCCCACUCCGGCUCCUACUCCAGCCCCGACGCCUGCGCCGACUCCGGCCCCCACUCCGGCUCCUACUCCAGCCCCGACGCCUGCGCCGACUCCGGCCCCCACUCCGGCUCCUACUCCAGCCCCGACUCCGGCCCCGACUCCGGCCCCCACUCCGGCUCCUACUCCAGCCCCGACGCCUGCGCCGACUCCGGCCCCGACUCCGGCUCCUACUCCGGCCCCGACUCCGGCCCCCACCCCGGCCCCCACCCCGGCCCCCACCCCGGCCCCCACCCCGGCCCCGACUCCGGCCCCGACCCCUAGUACCGGCUGCCCCACUCCCGAAGAUGCGGUCUUUGUUGAAGCCGAGGCUUUGGAAACAGGAUCUUCUGCGCGCGGAUCUGGUGUCGCAGUCAUGCCCAGCACCUACGCUGUGGGCGCGGUGGCGACGUGCUCAUCGAUCACGUCGCAGGCCGGCGUGCUGGUGGUGAUCCGCGAUGUGACAAACGAGGUGAUGUACGCCAACUUUCUGGCGGGUGUCGUCGACGGUGUGCAGUGCGCGGCCUCGGCCGACGGCACCACGCUGUAUGUUGCUGUGGAUGUCCGGGGACCUGGCCUCUCCGGCUUGCCGCUCGCCGACGUCGCGGCGUCUCGCGUCGUCGUGGCUGCCUUUGACGUCACCGUCCCGGUCUCGGCUAUCAACACCGGCAACCUGCUCGCCAACACCUUCCCGCCCGCUGCAUACUUUGAGCUCCCGCCCAGCGCCGCGGACAUCCUCGUCACACACAUGGACGUCUCGCCGUUGCACGACGUGUUUGUCCUCGUCGAGUCGAGUGGCGCUGUUCUUGGCGUGAGCAACCCGAUCACCGCAGUCUCCUCAACACUUGUGGCGUUGCGGCCAGUCGGCUCGUCGACUCUCGAGCUUGUUGCACACACCCGCCCGAUCCACGGUCCCUCAGACUUUCUCUUCUACGAGAACUCGGUGGCGGUUGUCUCCACAGCCAACUAUGUCUUUGUCUUCCACCACUCGUUUGGCUCCUCGUCGUUCAUCAAGUACAGCCUGGUGGGCUCGAGCCUGAUAGAGAACGGCCGCAUCGAGUUUGGUGGCGACUUUAGCCGUCCCUACCGCGGCACCGGCAUGACCGUCGUCGACCACGCUUCGGAGCGCAUCGCCUUUGGCGCCGUCGGAACCUGGGACUUUGUGAACAACGUUGUCAGCUCUGCUAACCAGUACUCGGUCGUGGUUGUCGACUCGGUGUCUCUCACCGUCGAGCAGGUCCAUGCCCAGCCGGCGACAUCCACCGACAUCUUCGCCGGUCCGGUCUUUGUUGACGGCACCACCGGCGAGCCCGGCGAGCUCUGGUCCGCCGUCACCUCGGCUUCCGGCCUGCUCACCAUGCACGCCGUCCCCGCCGCAACUCCCGCAGGCGGCGCCUUCUCCGGCUCGCUCGACAUUCCUUCGCCGACCUCGCUCGGCCUCACCCUCGAGACCUUUACUCGAUCCGAGCCGCAGGAGACGAUUACCUGGACUGGCGUGCUGGCUGGCCGGGAGCAGGUAGGCACCGUCAUCGCCGUACAGGCUGACGCCACUCUGCUCACUGCCCGUUUCCGCUGUGCCACCGGCGUCGUCUCCGGGGCGCAGGGCGCUAGCGCCGGCAUCCACGACGCCGCCGCGCCCAAGCCGACCGGCGCCGCUGCCUUUGUCGCCGACCGCCCGCUCUUCGCCUCGGUCGUCUCGCUGGCGGUCGUUGUUGUCGUCGCUGCUGCCGUUGCCACCCUCUUUGUCGUCCGCCGCCGUCGCCGCAACCAAGCCGGCGAUGCGCAUGCCGCCGCCUUGGGUGUGGCCGUCCGCGUGCCCAAGAACCGCCCGACCCGCCGUGACUCGUUCAUGGCCAUGCCGCUCGAGCACGCCAUUCCGCCCACCUCGGCCGACAUUGAGCUCGGCGAAUCGUCAGCCUCGCUCCUCGACCCCAUCGCCGAGAUCGACUAAACUCCCCGCGCCUGUC